AUCGGCUGCCAACGGCUGGCCACGGUGUAGAACCCACCUGCCAAUUUCCAGCGCAUGAACCAUCACGACGCGAACGCGCUGUAGAGCCGACCCAAAGUCGCAUCCCACCAUCCAAAUGUCGAUCUGUUGACGGCGCAUUCGCAAACCGUCACCCAAUCCCUGUCGACGCUACCGCAAGAAGGCUCGAUAUGACUCUACACUCGUCGAGGCGCAAAAUUCCUGCAGUCACGAGCUUGUCACGCACAAUUUUUCGACCGUACCUGAACUAAAGCAUUUACAGCCUCCAAUACACCAUCUUUUGAUCCUGUUCUCCGCUAUAGAACGGAAAACCUCGACAAUGAACUCAAUGGCCCUCCCCCGAGCUCUCGCGAGCACCACCUGGCGCGCAGUUGCCGCCAAUCCUACGGCCCCGGCCUCUCGCGCGGGGUUCUUUGCCCAGCGAUGCUAUGCUACCCGCGCCGCGAAGACGACCGCCGCCGCUGCGCCUGCUACCGCUACCAAGUCCACCACUGCAGCGAAGAAGACCACGACCACGACGAAGAAGAGCGUGAGCACUUCUGCUGCUAGCAAGAAGGCUGCUGCUGCUACCACCACUACAACGGCUGCUGCUGCGUCCAAGACAACCUCGGCCUCGGCCAAGGCCAGUACCACCACCACCAAAGCGGCCGCCGCUUCGAGUACGACCCCGAAAGCUACGAGGGCUGUCAAGAAGGCCACUACGAGCACCACCAAGGCUACUACUGCUACAUCCGCAGCUGCUACCAAGAAAGCGGCAGCAGCAAAGGCUGCCGCUCCUCCCCCUCCUCCUCCCGCCCCUGCUGCUGCUCCCGCUCCCGCCGCCGCCGCCCCGAAGACACCAACCUCAGUCCCCAGUCCCGCGCCCACAGCAAGCUCUCCCAAUACAACCUCGACAGCAACCACCCCCAAAGCGGCCCCGGUCACGGCGGCGGCGCCGACGGCAGCUCCCAUCCGGCCCUACGCACCCACACCACCCCCUCCGCCCCCAGCCCCAGAGGCGGACGCCCGUCCCAAGCUGAACCCGAACAGCAAGGAAUACAGGAAAGCAUACGGCACGGCGGCGAGGAAGUGGACCGCGACCAUGGUGGCCAUGCCUAUCCUCCUCGUCACCUCCUACUUCCUCUUUGACAGGUUGGCUCUGGGUCAUGAAGCAAAAGUAAUGCCGGAUUUUGAAGGUGCUAAGAAGGCCGCCGAGGCGGAAAAAGAGGUGGGAAAGUUAAUGGAAGAAGCACAGGCGCAAGCCAAGGCGGCAUAGAGCCGUUAACCAUAACUAUAUUGUAAUGAUGUUGAUGAAUACCCACUCCCAUUCUUAUCUCGCCG
This is a messenger RNA of Colletotrichum godetiae, 1338 nucleotides long. RefSeq lists its product as uncharacterized. The record is from RefSeq and is a predicted model, not a curated record. Bases 338 to 1273 code for a protein of 311 amino acids. The transcript is spliced from 2 exons. Lineage: Eukaryota; Fungi; Ascomycota; Sordariomycetes; Glomerellales; Glomerellaceae.